Molecule: messenger RNA, 927 nt
Organism: Heterobasidion irregulare TC 32-1
Lineage: Eukaryota; Fungi; Basidiomycota; Agaricomycetes; Russulales; Bondarzewiaceae
Exons: 7
Coding region: 1-927 (308 amino acids)
Source: RefSeq, a predicted model, not a curated record
AUGCUGCGCCCACUGUCGCUUUCCCAUCUGCCUACACGUCUACGGCCGGCCAGCCAACGCCCGUCAUAUCUUCCCCCGGCAAAAUCGGCGAUGAAAAAAAUCGAGCGCUCGCACACGUCCGCCGUCCCCCUCACUCGCGCGCGUACGCAGUCCGGUGGCGAGGCUCGUGCGCGGCUGGACUCGAUCGCUCGCACACGCACCAACUCGAGCACUAGCAACGUGAAGCUCCCCGAUCAUAUCUUUCUCCAGAUUCAGCCGCCGAAUCGAUUGACGUUGCACAACUUCGCGGACCAGCACACUUUGAACGAGUUCCAAGAGCACAUCUUCCCAAUGUGGCGCCUCGGUAUCGAACAUCAUCAUGUCGAUGGUCUAAACUGGCACGUUACGUUCUCCGGGAGUCCGUGGAACCUUAACGGCAGUGACUCGAACGAUGUACAAAGAAUGAUCUGCCGAAUAUUCUGGGUCCUAGCAAAUCAGGGCUACGUCUACUUGACCACGAUCAACAACGGACGCACGCUGCACGCGCCCCGCCUCGUCUUCGUCCGCUCCGUGCCCGACCCAGGUGCCCACUUCUUUGCGAUGACGAUGAACAACGCCGGCGAUGAAAUCACGUUCAUCGACCCUCCCGCCUCCGUAUCACAAAGCCUUGGACUCUACAUGCGCUCCGUCUUCCCCAGGCGCAUCGAGAACGAUACAGUCGACAAUCACUUCCUGCGCAUCCGCGUCAAACAGAGUAUCAGCCUGCCCAAGAUUGACAAGGACUUCUUCCUCGCGCACGUCCUCAAAAACGUCAACGGCUUCUACUUCAAGCUCGACGCCAGCGUGCCGCUCGCGCGCAAAGGCUUCCUCGGGCUCGGAGGCAGACAAGAACUUUGGGUUUUCAAGGGCUCUCCCCAGUGGUGGCGGCAACCGAUGGCAGGUCGCUAG